Molecule: messenger RNA, 1615 nt
Organism: Thlaspi arvense
Lineage: Eukaryota; Viridiplantae; Streptophyta; Magnoliopsida; Brassicales; Brassicaceae
Source: the annotation of a GenBank genome assembly
CUCAUUUCUCAUACAACAAACACAGUCUGAACAAACAAACAAAAAAAAGAAUAAUUCACUUUCACUACCCUAUACUUUCAAAUCGAUCAAAACCCACCCCAAAAUCAUACUUGUUUCGAUUCAAACCCACUCCCAAAAAUGGAGAGUAUGUUUAGACUCAUGGCAAGUGAAGAAUAUCUCUCAGAUCGUCGGUGUAUUUGGGUCAAUGGACCGGUUAUUGUUGGAGCCGGUCCAUCCGGUUUAGCUACGGCGGCUUGUCUUCGUGAUCAAGGAGUCCCAUUCGUCGUGGUCGAGAGAUCAGAUUGCAUAGCUUCACUAUGGCAAAAACGAACCUACGACAGGCUCAAGCUUCACUUACCCAAGAAAUUCUGUCAAUUACCGAAAAUGCCCUUCCCGGAUCACUACCCUGAAUACCCAACAAAACGACAGUUCAUCGAUUACCUUGAGUCAUACGCAAACCGGUUCGAGAUUAAACCGGAGUUCAAUAAAUGCGUUGAAUCUGCUCGAUUUGAUGAAACCAGCGGGCUAUGGCGAGUUAGGACGACCUCAACGACGGCCGCCGGAGAGGAGAUGGAAUAUAUUUGCAGGUGGUUGGUGGUGGCGACGGGAGAAAACGCUGAACGUGUUGUGCCCGAGAUUAAUGGGCUUAAGACUGAGUUUAACGGAGAAGUCAUUCACGCGUGUGAGUAUAAGUCCGGCGAGAAAUAUAGAGGAAAGAGAGUUCUUGUCGUCGGAUGUGGAAACUCCGGCAUGGAAGUCUCUCUUGAUCUUGCUAAUCACAAUGCUAUUACUUCCAUGGUCGUUAGAAGCUCGGUUCAUGUAUUACCGAGGGAAAUUCUUGGAAAAUCAACAUUCGGAAUCUCAGUGAUGAUGAUGACUUGGCUACCUCUAUGGCUCGUAGACAAACUUCUCUUGAUCUUAUCGUGGCUGGUUCUAGGGAGCUUAUCAAAGUAUGGUCUCAAGAGGCCCAACAUCGGCCCAAUGGAGCUCAAAAGCAAGACGGGAAAGACGCCGGUUCUCGACAUCGGUGCUCUGGAUAAGAUAAAGUCCGGCGACGUAGAAGUUGUUCCUGCAAUCAAACGCUUCUCACGUUGCCACGUGGAGCUCGUAGAUGGUCAGAAGCUAGAUAUCGAUGCCGUGGUUCUCGCAACCGGUUAUCGCAGCAACGUCCCUUCUUGGCUUCAGGAAAGUGAAUUCUUUUCGAAGAAUGGGUUUCCGAAAUCGCCGUUUCCAAACGCGUGGAAAGGGAAAUCGGGUUUAUACGCGGCCGGGUUCACGAGAAAAGGAUUGGCCGGAGCAUCUGCAGACGCCGUUAACAUCGCUCAAGACAUUGGAAAUGUGUGGAGAGAAGAGACAAAACGACAGAGGAUGCGAAGAAACGUGGGUCACCGCAGAUGCAUCUCAGUUGCUUAAGCCUCAAGUUAGGGGUCUUUCUAAUAUAACCAAUAUUUUAUUUAUUUGUACAAAAAAAUAAAUACUACAAAGAAAACAAAUGUACAAUAGAGCCCUCUCCUGAAGUCCCCUGACAGUGUCAUUUUUAUUACCCCACUGCAUGGGAAAUUUUGUAAAUUAGGAUGACGUGGCUCUCGCUUUUUUUGUAUAAACUUAAUUUAUA